UCUCCUCUUCUCUUUCUUUCCUUCCUUCUUUCUUUCUCGCCGCGCCAUGCACCGUCCCGGGAGCCGCCGGAACCACGAACAGUGCGGCGCCGACUCCGGAGCCGAGACCGGAGGGUCAGAAUACAGCUGUGUAUCAUCCUCCAGUGGUGAGCUCUCGGUGGAAGAUGUACCUGAUCCAUUUCUUGUUAGCAUGCACAUCAUUGCAAAUCCUGGAGAAUCUGCUCUUCUCCAGCAAGCCAUUGAUAGCCUUUUGGCCUGGAUCCACCCAGACCUGCAGCUCUUCCGUGUGUCAGAGAGGCGGCUCCCAAGGAAGCCUCGGAGGCUUCACAAGGCAAUAACUUCCCAGCCAGCCCUUGCUGUGAUCCUCUUCCUGCAAGAAGACUUUGACGGUGAACCCAUUUUGCAGCUCCAUGAGUCUUUCCAGAGUCCCCCCUGGCACUAUCAUCAUACUGAGCGAGUACAUGGAAAGUUCCUCCCUUACAUGCCAGGCAGCCAGGACUUUUUCAUCUUGGUCCCUGGGACUCCCUUGUGGGCCAUCCGACCAGUGCAUUAUGGGAAGGAAAUCAUACGCUUUACCAUCUACUGCCGGCACGAGAACUUUGCCAGCACCAUGAAGCUCUAUGAAUUGAUUCUGAAGAAACAGCUUCAUCAGCAAAAGGCAGAUUUCUGCGUGUUCCCCAUCUAUUCUAACAUGGACAUAGACGUCCAGUUCUCUUUGAAGAAGCUCCCAAGGGGCCUUGUGCCAACUCCCACCGAGUCAGCUGUGCUGGAAUUCCGCGUGGAAGAUAUCCGGAAGCUUUUGCUUCUCUUGCCCUAUCCCUGCAGCCCCCUCAGCGAAGGCAGGUGGCAAACUGAGGAUCCUGAUGGAAAUAAGAUCCUUUUGCAGCAAGUUCGUUACAAGAGGUGUGCUCAGCAGAACAAGUUUUGCUGGUUGACUCCCUUGAGGAACCUUCCUCUGACACCACCACCAACUUUUGUUCCAUUCAGCACCAGAUGGACUCUGAACAAAACCAAUGAUCCUUCCAAACCCAUUCAUUCAAUCACAUUGAACCAUGCCAAGCCCCACCUAGGCAUUUCCCAGCAAGACUUGAGGAACGAUGCCCGUGGACGUUUUCCCAAAAGAUCCAGCACUGCCUCGACUGACUCAGGUUCAUUCCAGCGAAGCAAAUCUCUCGUAUGCUUGCCCACUGCAAGCUCUUCCCUGACCUCUGAAUCUUUCCAUUUUAGUGAGCCAACCUCAUUCAGCAACUUCUCUUCUGGGCACAGGAGAAGAGCCAAAGUGAAUAUUGAUGACUUGGAGGGCGUUCAGGAGACUGAUGUUGAUACGGGGAUGAAAUUGGCUUUCUCUGAUCUCUCUGUGGUUUCUGCAUACUCAGCCCCUGAAAGUUUCAGUACUGAGAAGGAAGCAAGAACAGCGUCUCUUCCUCACAAGGGGAUUGUUGAUAGAUUUAAGCAGGCCAUCUCUAGAAGGAAAUCUCCUUCAACCAAGUGUAACAUUCCUGAAUUUUCCUCCAGUUCCUUUACUUUUCCAUCCAGUUGGUCUUGCAGCUCUUCUCCAUCUCUGUCAGCUUCAUCAGUGGCUCAUUUUGAGAUCAAACGUUUGCCAAAAGGAACAGUUUUUUCUUUUGAUGACAGCCGAACAACUGGUGGUGGAAGGAAAAAGGAGGAAGAAUUCUACAUCUGAACUGCUUCCAUUUUCAUGUCUCUUUGUAUAGUUGUAAACAUUUCAGAGGUAGAAAGCAGAGCAAGCUCAUGUUUAGAUUACAUGGGGAUUCUGGAAAUUGUGAUCCAAAAAUGUGACUUUUCCAUUUGCUAGAAAGAUUUAGCAGGAAUUGGUAUUCCACUCUAAGCUCAAGACAAGGUGUCCAAAAUUAAUUCUGUGAAUCCAGAAUACUCCUGGUGAUUUGUGGUUUUUUAUGUGUCUCUCUCCCAAGCUGUAGUAGUUUGGACAGGACAAGGUUCAGAUUUGCCUUCAUUAAUCCGUUUUUCUUUAAGAGUAUGUCAUUUUUAUGCUUUGGAAAAAUGCUCUCCCCUCCUUUUCUCCCUUUGUCACUUACACUAAAACUGGUGAGAUCAGACCUGGGUCAACGGCAUUACCAAAUUGUUCUGCCUUCCCUAUUUUAUACAAUGUUCAUGGAGGGGAGGAAGGGAAGGGAAAGAAGAAAGGAAGGAAAGCAAGCAGGUUUGUUUGGCAUCCUAUAGGGAAGUUGCAUUAUCUUACACUUGUGCAUAGUUGAAUUGUGUAGUGCAGAACAUUUUUUAUAAUAUGGACAUAGCUCCACC
Messenger RNA from Anolis sagrei ordinatus, 2283 nucleotides. RefSeq names its product family with sequence similarity 124 member A (gene FAM124A). Lineage: Eukaryota; Metazoa; Chordata; Lepidosauria; Squamata; Anolidae. The record is from RefSeq and is a predicted model, not a curated record.